AUGUCACCGGAUCAUAGAGAUAGUCAUCGAAAGAGGUCUCGUCCUCAGUCUGAUUACGAUGACAACGGUGGAAGCAAAAGGAGAUCUCGUGGUGGUGAUGAUAGAGAUUCACAUUCACAUUCACUUGUAAUUGAUCGUGAUGACACUGUGUUUCGAUACCUUUGCCCGGUGAAGAAGAUUGGGAGUGUUAUUGGUAGAGGAGGGGAGAUUGUCAAGCAAUUGAGAACGGACACUAGAUCGAAAAUUAGAAUAGGAGAGGCGAUUCUGGGAUGCGAUGAACGUGUUAUUACGAUCUAUAGCCCUAGUGAUGAGACUAAUGCCUUUGGAGACGGAGAGAAAGUUCUUUCUCCUGCACAGGAUGCUUUGUUCAGGAUUCAUGAUAGAGUAGUUGCGGAUGAUCCGCAAAGCGAAGAUAGCUCUGAAGGAGAGCAACAAGUUACUGCCAGGCUGCUUGUUCCUUCGGAUCAGAUUGGAUGUAUUCUUGGGAGAGGCGGCCAGAUUGUCCAGAACAUUCGGAGCGAAACAGGUGCUCAGAUUCGUAUCAUCAAGGACAGAAAUAUGCCUCUGUGUGCCUUGAGUUCAGAUGAGCUUAUUCAGAUAUCUGGAGAAGUUCUCAUUGUUAAGAAGGCUCUCCUGCAGAUUGCCUCCCGCCUUCAUGAAAAUCCUUCGCGUUCUCAGAACCUACUUUCGUCUGCAAUUUGUGGUGGAUAUCCUUCUGGUUCACUCAUGAGCCAUGCAGGUGGUCCUCGAAUUGUGGGGAUAGCGCCGCUGAUGGGUUCCUAUGGAGGAUACAAAAAUGAUGCAGGAGAUUGGUCACGCCCUUUAUACCAAGCUCCAAGAAAUGAGCCACCGGCAACAGAGUUCUAUAUUCGGCUAGUUUCCCCAGUUGAAAACAUUGCAAGUGUUAUUGGGAAAGGUGGUGCUCUAAUCAAUCAGCUUCGGCAGGAAACCAGAGCAACCAUUAAAGUUGAUAGCACUAGAACUGAAGGAAACGAUUGCUUAAUAACUAUAUCAGCAAGAGAGGUAUUUGAGGAUGCGUAUUCCCCAACCAUAGAAGCAGCUAUGCGGCUGCAGCCAAAAUGUAGCGACAAGGUGGAAAGAGAUUCUGGACUUGUUUCAUUCACCACUCGUCUUCUUGUGCCUAGUUCUAGGAUUGGUUGUCUUCUCGGUAAAGGAGGAGCUAUCAUAACUGAGAUGAGAAGAAUGACCAAAGCUAACAUACGCGUACUCGGGAAGGAAAAUCUUCCAAAAGUUGCAUCUGAUGAUGAUGAGAUGGUUCAGAUUUCUGGAGAACUUGAUGUUGCCAAGGAAGCUCUCAUACAAAUUACAUCAAGACUAAGAGCCAACGUUUUUGACCGGGAAGGUGCUGUUUCUGCAAUUAUGCCGGUCUUGCCUUAUGUUCCUGUUGCACCAGAGGCUGCUGAUAGAUUGGACUAUGAUAGUAGAGAUAGCAGAAGACUUGAACGUGGAAAUCCUUAUCCUGGUGGUUAUGGCUCGAGUGGUUUGUCUGCUGAAGGUUAUUCGCCUUAUGGUGCUCCGGUUGGUGGUAGUAGUAGUACUCCAUAUGGAGUGUAUGGAGGCUAUGCAUCUGGACGCAGUGGCAGUUCUGGGUUAUCCAGCCAUUCCUCAACUUAUCGGCGCAGAAACUAUGAUUACUAG
Messenger RNA from Arabis nemorensis, 1659 nucleotides. The record is from the annotation of a GenBank genome assembly. NCBI's taxonomy places the organism in Eukaryota, Viridiplantae, Streptophyta, Magnoliopsida, Brassicales, Brassicaceae.